AUGCUCUCCCUCGGCAAACCCCUCCAGAUUGAGACCUGCAAUGAUAGCAUCACCAGCUACAUGCAGGACACGUCACCCAUCACAAGACGUGCCUGGGUCGACGUAAUCUUCCAAGAGAUGACACUCAUUCAUCCCAUCUACAUCUGCGUCCUAGACACAGAACCAUUGCUUAUCGGACAGGACCUACUGGACAGAUUGGCACCACUCAUUGACUGCCACCGUGGCCACAUUUGGGCUCAGGUUGACACACCUAAACCGCUCCACCCCACAGCUAGUGUGCUAGCCUCUAACAGCAACGUCGCUGUCAUUGAGUCCAGGAUGCCCCUGCCGAUGCUCAUGCCUCUUGUGGAUACCAGCUCUAGCUCUGGCCCCUCCACACCGCCGGCGUGCCCUCAGCCGCCGCAGUCUGAAAGUCCAACUUCUUUUCAAGAACACAGGUCUUCUGCUGUUCUGACUGCUGACAUGGCUUCUUCUUCUCCUGCUCUUUCUUGCCCGGUGUGUCAAAUGUUCAGUUAUGCCUCUGCCUCCUUUAGCGACAGUGGUAAUUGUAACAAAUGUAGCUUAUUUGCUGCGUUGGAGGCGAGGCUUAGUGAAUUAGAAGCGCGGCUCCGCACCAUGGAAAACCAUUCAGCAGCUGCGGUACUUAGCCAGUCCCCUGUAGCCGGUGCGGAGCCACAUAGCAUAGCCUUAGCCUCUGCUAACUGUCCUCCGGUAACUCCCGUUCAGCCGGGAGGUUGGGUCACGGUCCGCCAGAAGCACAGCUCCAAGCCAAAGCCCACGGCUCACCACCAGCCUGUUCACGUUUCCAACCGCUUUUCCCCACUCAGCGACACACCCGCUGAGGAUAAAACUCUGGUUAUUGGCAGCUCUAUUCUGAGAAACGUGAAGUUAGCAACACCAGCGGCCAUAGUCAAAUGUAUCCCUGGGGCCGGAGCGGGCGACAUUGAGUCAAAUUUAAAACUGCUGGCUAAAGCUAAACGUAGAUUCAGUAAGACUGUUAUUCAUGUCGGCGGCAAUGACACCCGGUUACGCCAAUCGGAGGUCACUAAAAUUAAUAUUGCUUCGGUGUGUGAAUACGCAAAAACGAUGUCGGACUCCGUAGUUUUCUCUGGACCCCUCCCAAAUCUGACCAGUGAUGAUAUGUUUAGCCGCAUGUCAUCAUUUAACCGCAGGCUGUCCAGGUGGUGUCCAGCAAACGAUGUGGGUUUUGUUAAUAAUUGGCAAACUUUCUGGGGAAAACCUGGUCUUAUUAGGAGAGACGGCAUUCAUCCCACUUUGGAUGGAGCUGCUCUCAUUUCUAGGAACCUGGCAAACUUUAUUAGUAAUUUAAAUCCCUGACAACCCAGAG
Molecule: messenger RNA, 1348 nt
Organism: Epinephelus fuscoguttatus (brown-marbled grouper)
Lineage: Eukaryota; Metazoa; Chordata; Actinopteri; Perciformes; Serranidae
Exons: 2
Coding region: 1-1338 (445 amino acids)
Source: RefSeq, a predicted model, not a curated record